This is a messenger RNA of Camellia sinensis, 2355 nucleotides long. Lineage: Eukaryota; Viridiplantae; Streptophyta; Magnoliopsida; Ericales; Theaceae. The record is from RefSeq and is a predicted model, not a curated record.
GAAAUUUGAAUUUUUGACAACAAAUGCCACAAACAACAGUCUCCAUCGAAGCCAUUGUCCUCAUCUUUCAGAUCCACCCUCUAUCACAGUAUCCCGCAAAAACCCACCAUCUUCUCAGAGAUCUUCUGCACAACCAACGGCAGAGAUCUGUGGCCGAAGAAUCGCCGAGGGUCAAUCAAAAAAUUUCUGAAGAUCGAUCAACGCGGUGUUGAAUUACUCUGAAACCCAAAUCAAUAGAUCUUUCUAUAUUAAGUCCUUUUUUUGGGUGGUACAAGAAAGAAGCGAUGAAGACAUAACCACUCUUUAUGGGCAAUUGCUUUAUUGGUGGUGUACAGAGAUGCAGAGAAUAGCAAAGUACUCAUAAAUGGGUUUUGGGUUUUGGAGAGAAACACAGAGACCAAGUUCAUAUUCAAACUUCGUACACGUCGCUCCAGAAAAUUAAGAGAGAGAAAGAGAGAUUGAGAGAGACAGAGAGAGAGAGGGGGGAGUCCUUUCUGUCCUUUCCUUGUAGUGAGAGAAAGUGAAUUUUUAGAGAGAGAGAGAGGGAGGGGAAGGGUCGGUGGUGGUGCUUUUGAGCAGGGUUUUGUGAGCUUCUCAUUGGAGGGAGUGGAAAUUUGAGUGCUUUUGAAGGGAGUUCUUCACGAGGUAGUGUCAGAUAAAAAAAAUUCAAAAGGAAAAGAAACAGACUAUCUCUCUCUCACUCUCUCUCUCUCUAUUAUUAAGGUUAGGACCUUUUGUUAAUCUUUUUCACCACAACUCUGUUCUGUUCUCAUCACUUCUCUGCUUGCAACAUGUAAAGAUUCGAAGAUUUGUUGUGCAAUACUUUGUUUCUCUCUCUAGAGUUUAAAGUCCAGAGUUUUGGAGAGAGAGAGAAAUGGGGAAAGCAACUAGGUGGUUGAGGGGCUUCUUGGGGAUGAAGAAAGAGAAGGAAAAUGUGGAGAAUUCAAAUUCCGGCGACCGGAAAGAGAAGAAAAGGUGGAACUUUGGCAAGUCCGGGAGAGAUUCAGGGGUUGUGGGUAAGAUUCCGGCAAAUGUUCCGGCAACAAAUGACACUGCUUGGCUGAGAUCUUACUUUGCUGAAACAGAGAAGGAGCAGAACAAGCACGCAAUUGUGGUGGCGGCAGCCACCGCUGCCGCCGCUGAUGCUGCGGUGGCGGCAGCUCAGGCCGCCGUGGCGGUGGUGAGGCUCACUAGCCAAGGCAGAGGAGCUCUGUUUUGUGGUGGCAGAGAGAAGUGGGCUGCUGUCAGGAUUCAGACUGUUUUCAGAGGCUAUUUGGCAAGGAAAGCACAUCGAGCUCUAAAAGGACUGGUGAAGUUACAAGCUCUUGUUAGGGGCUACCUUGUUCGAAAACGAGCAACUGCGACUCUUCAUUGUAUGCAAGCUCUCAUACGAGCUCAGGCCACUGUUCGAUCCCAGAGAGCUCGUCGUCUGCUCAAAAAAGACAACAAAUAUCAACCAGAAAUUCGUGCCCGAAGGUCCAUGGGAAGAAUUGAUGAAACAUGGAGUGAAUUCCAUAGCAAGAGACUUUCAGCAUCUACAGAAAAUUCGCUAAGCGCGUUCGACGAAAGCCCCAAAAUAGUUGAAAUCGACACUUACAGGCCUAGAUCAAGAUCAUCACGUCGAAUGAACACAUUAAUGUCAGACUCUUGUGAAGACCCAUAUUACCAAACAGUUUCAUCACCCCUUCCCUGUCCAAUUCCCGCUCGUCUUUCCAUCCCCGAGUGCAGAAACCUUCCAGAAUUCGAUUGGGGCUUCAACGGCGAUGAUUACAGGUUCUCAACUGCUCAGAGCACGCCUCGUUUGGCAAAUUCGUACAGAUCAAAUGCUCCAGUCACGCCAGCGAAAAGCGUGUGCGGAGACAGCUUUUUCAGGCCAGAUUCCAACUUCCCGAACUACAUGACGAACACGCAAUCGUUCAAUGCGAAACUGAGGUCUCAUAGUGCUCCGAAGCAGAGGCCUGAACCGGGUUCUAAGAAGAGGCUUUCGCUGAAUGAAAUAAUGGCGUCGAGGAUGAGUUUGAGCGGUGUGAAGAUGCAGAGGUCUUGUUCUCAGGUUCAAGAAGCUUUAAAUUAUUGAGAAAAAAGUGUUUGAUCGAUAGAUUAUGAACAUGGAGAAGAAUAAGAGAAACUAACAUAUAAACCUUCUCCGAGCUUUUGUUUUUGCCACUUAGGGAUGACAAACAGUAGGAUAGAACAGAGUGCUUUGUGUAUAUUCUUAAAUCUUUGUUAUUUUAUUUUAUGAAUGGAAACUAGAGGGUUUCAUCUUUUGUUCUUUGUUGCUUAGAAAGUGUUUUUGAUUUUAUAGGUAUGAUUAAAAACAGUUGUGUUUUGAAUCAAUUUAUAUAUUUUUUGCCU